AAUUAUUAAUUUUAACAUAUUAGGAUCAAACUGCAUGAAGGGGCUCAGCCAGGCUUCUUCUGUUUGCGCAACCUUGGGAGCACAAAUAUUUGCACACACAUUCUGCCACAUGCACAUGGAGGUGAUAGGAAUUUUAGUGCAUGAACCUCAUUUUUUCCAAAUAUGUAAAAUUUUAUCACAUAUACUCAUAGAUGGUUGACCUGGAAAAGUGUACAUGCGAAGUUGUGCACAGAAAAAUGCAAAGCAUAUUUUAAAAGUUUGGUGCUUAGAAUCCAAAAGAUUCCUCUUUCAGGUCUGGUAAAAAAACCAAAACACUUGUACCUUUUUCACUUAUGCAGCUGUGUAACAUCUUUUUGGUCAGGAAGUGUGGUGAGACACAAACACUUUUAGUCCAUCCUCUCCUUUAGAAGUGGCAUGAAUGCAAAAUUUACAAUUUCCUUUUUCCUAGUACAAAUUCCAUGCUGACUUUUAAUUAGAUGCACCUUUUCAGUGAGAACUUGAAAUUCCUUUUCAUUAAAAUUCUCUGUCUUGGAUACAGGAUCUUGAUCCAAUUUUCAGAACUGUUACCUAUUAACUUAAUCUUUGUUGAUAAUAAAAGUCCACUUCAGAUAAUGUCUUUGAAUGCAGUGCCUUGGGAAAUGAAAAAACUCUUUUUUUCCCACAGACUAAACAACUUGACCCAGUAAAAUAGUCUAUAUAUAAACAGUGGUUUAUAGAACAGAAUACCUUCAACUCAGAGGGACCUAUAUAAAAAAAAAAACCUCAUGUGAGCUGAGAUGCUCCAGUCUCAAUAGAGUAAACUAAGACAAAAUUACUCAACUCCUAAUCCAAAAAUAAUAAGUAUAGAUUUAAAUUGAAGGAACGGGAAUAGAAAAGUACUGAAACUAUUAUUCCCAUCAGUGCUGAAGUCACUGAUUGUGAAAGAAAAAUUUGCACAAAAGCAUUGCAUCAGUCGUUGCACCAAGGACAGCUGACCAAGCAAAAGAAAAGAGACCUACUGCUGAAUUGCAGCAUACAGAGAAGAUACUUCAAGAAUAAACAGUAACUUCUGUAUCCGUUUUCUAGCACAAAAAUAAAUGUGGCAGAGGUUUGAAUAUAAAGGAUGGUAUAGUGCAGAGUAGCUGUGCAGUGGGAAUAUUGAACAAUCCUACUCAUUCCAAAAGCAAUGAAUUUGUAGAGUGAGUGCAACGGUUACUUGAAGUUUAUGGGACUGAGAGAGUUAAGGAACAUUUGGAAAUUUGUUAGCGUGAAGCUUUGACUAAGUAGGACAGAUCAAAGUGUUUGCCAACGAUUUCUAGCUCCUGUUGCCAUGUUGCAGAUGAGAAGACUCCAUGGAUCCUAAUACAUGAGACCAAUACAAAACACUGGCACCGAAGCUGUAAGCCUCAGUAAGAAAGAUAAAAAACCAAAUACUAAGCAGAUUUGGCAAGUAUGGAUCUUCUACAUGGUCAUAAGUGCAAAUCACUCUGAAGAAAAAGCCACGACACAGGUGUGUCCUUCAUGUGAUGCCACUCAUUUCUGUGACUGUUCUUCAAUGAAUUUGAGCACCAUUCCUUCAGGUUUAACAACUGAUGUCAUGGGGCUAAAUCUGUCCUACAGCAGCAUAGAACAUGUCAGAGAAACUGAUCUGAAGCUGGGUGUGAAUCUGAGAGUGCUGCUGCUGCAAUUCAAUCAAGUUAGGACAAUAGAUAAGGAUUCAUUUAUUUUCCUUGGAAAAUUGGAACAUUUGGAUUUAUCAAAUAAUAAGUUGACUCACUUGUCACUCAUUUGGUUUAGACAUCUUUUUUCCUUACAGCAACUAAACAUACAGGGUAAUUUAUAUACAACACUGGGGGAGAAUCCCUUGUUUUCUAAUCUCAAAAAUUUGAGAUAUCUGCACCUGGGGAAUAACAAUUUCUUCUCUGCUAUACAGAAGCACGACUUUGAUGGCAUUACUGUUCUUGAGAAACUUGAGAUUGACGGUCAAAAGCUCAGGCAAUACGAGUCAGGGAGUUUGGCAACAGUUAACAGCAUAAAUCAUAUCAUCAUAAACAUAAAUGAUGUUCAGGUGUUAUCAGUGAUGUUGGAGGAUCUUACAAAUUCUGCAAUAUGUAUAGAACUGAGAAAUAUAGCCUUCAAUACAGCUAAUGAAUCUUCAUUACUGGAGCCACUGAGUCGUUCUGUCAUGGAGAAACUUGUGUUAAAAAAUGUUUUGUUUACAGAUGAAAGUAUUAUCAGAGUGUUAAACAUCUUGGUGCAUGCUAAACAAUUUUUGGAGCUGGAAGUGGACGAUUCUGUACUACGGGGAACUGGAAAAUGGCAUGGGAAAAUUGAAUUAAACAGAGAAAGCACCAUUGAAGUAAUCACAGUAAAGAAAUUAGCUAUAGAACAAUUUUAUUUGUUUUCAGAUCUUCAUGGUGUGGAAAAUCUUCUAGGUAACAUUAUCAAAACAACAGUUAUAAAUACCAAUGUGUUCUUGGUGCCUUGCAGCAUUUCAAGACAUUUUUCCUCACUCCUUUAUCUUGAUCUCAGUGAAAAUUUGCUUGCAGAUCCAAAUUUGGAACAUUCAUCCUGUAAGGGUGCAUGGCCCUUGCUGCAAACUUUCAAUUUAAGUCAAAAUACAUUGGGUGAUAUACAAAUGACGGGGCGAAGUCUAUCUCAUCUAAAACACCUUACUCACCUAGAUAUUAGCCGAAACAAUUUUGGUGAGAUUCCAGAAUCAUGUCAAUGGCCAGAAAACCUGAAAUAUUUAAAUAUCUCAGGCACUCGAAUAACCAAAUUAACAACGUGCAUUCCUCAAACUCUUGAAGUUUUGGAUGUUAGUAGUAAUAUCCUCAAUGAUUUUAGAUUAAAGCUACCACGUCUCAAAGAGCUCUACAUUGCAAAAAACAAAUUAAAGACCUUGCCAGAUGUUCCAUUUAUUCCUAACUUAGUAGCCCUGAGAAUCAGCAGAAACAAGUUAACCAGUUUCUCUAAGGAAGAAUUUGGAUCAUUUAGGAAAAUGGAGACACUGGAUGCAGGUGACAAUAAUUUCAUCUGCUCUUGUGAAUUUCUCUCUUUCAUUCAAUAUCAGGAGGGAAUAGCUAACGUCUUGGUUAACUGGCCAGAGAACUACAUCUGUGACUCUCCGUCUUCUGUGAGAGGGCAGCAGGUAAAUGCUGCUCGGCUUUCGCUGUUUGAAUGUCACAGAACUUUGGCUGUGUCCUUAAUUUGCAUUCUGGUGGUCUUGGUAAUCUUGUCUAUUGUGAUCCUGGGCUACAAACUUCAUGUGAUCUGGUACAUGAAAAUGACCUGGGCUUGGCUUCAAGCUAAAAGGAAACCCAGGAAAUCACACAAUCAUGACUUCUGCUAUGAUGCUUUUGUUUCCUACAGUGAAAGAGACUCAGAAUGGGUUGAAAACUUAAUGGUACAGGAACUUGAGAAUGCUAUCCCCCCAUUUAAACUGUGCCUUCAUAAACGGGACUUUGUGCCUGGGAAGUGGAUCGUUGACAACAUCAUUGACUCCAUUGAAAAAAGUCAUAAAACUCUGUUUGUGCUGUCAGAGCACUUUGUGCAGAGCGAGUGGUGCAAGUAUGAGCUGGAGUUCUCACACUUCCGUCUCUUUGAUGAGCAUAAUGAUGCAGCAAUUUUGAUCCUUUUGGAGCCCAUUCAGGAGCAAACAAUUCCCAAAAGAUUCUGUAAACUGAGGAAAAUAAUGAACACAAAGACCUACCUUGAAUGGCCUCUUGAUGAAAAUCAGCAGCAAAUAUUUUGGAAUAACUUGAAAACAGCAUUAAAAUCCUAUGAUGUCAUUUUAGGCUGAACCACUAACUCAGCCACACUACAUUUCCAAGCAGGACAUUUGUGAAUCCUUUUUCCUGUUAAGAAACAUUUUGUUAUGCUGACUUUUAUUUCAGUGUUGUGGAGGCUUGACUUGACUGCAAACUAAACUAAUUUUAGCUUUGCUAAAUGAAGGAUACCAGCUGAGAACAUUCAACUGUUUUAGAGAUUCUUUGGUUUUCUGACCUUUCUGUUAAUAAGUACCCAAGCAUCCCUGUCUGUGAAAAUGCUUUUUGGAAGAAAUUCUACUGAAGCUGGUGUGCUUCUGUAGUUUCUUUUUAACCACCAAAACAAAUGCAGUUACAGUGCUCUCUCUCUUUCUCUCUCGUAAAAAAGAGAGCCAACAUGCUGAAACAUACCACAGGAUCCAUUGAUUACAUCAUCUUUUUUGUUUUAGAUACCAUCAGACUAUUUAGAGUCAUUCAAGAAAAAUGCAGUGGAAAAGUAGAAAUUUCCCAGUUAGAUAAAAAUAAGAUCUCUGAAGCCAGAUCCUCCCACAGGUAAUACCUUUCAAAGAGAAUAGAUUAAAUAUGUAACUCCAGGGGAAUCAGUGGAUUUACACCAGGAUUGUUUGUGGCCCAGCAAUUUAAGAAUGAAGCAACUUGACAAAUAUGUCAGAUACUUGAUGUGAAAACUUUGAGAUGUGUCCAGUCUCAAAGGUCACAGGAUCACUAUGUGUACAUUUUAAUGGUCUAUGUACUUUAUUAUUUCUAUGUGUUUAUUAUUUGUUAUUACAAGCACUGUAAAAACACUGAAGUCACAGUCCCUGUCCCUAGUAGCUUACCCUAAAAUAUUCAAACAACAGACAAAAUGCUUGUGGAUGUUGUUAAGUACCCAUCUUUGUUAGGUUUCCUCUCCCUCUUCCCAUGUGCCCCAGCCAACCUGUUCCACUGUUGCUGCCCCAUUGUUACCCUUCUUUCCUUCUACCUACCCCACUAAGGUAUAGGUAUAGUAGAUUUAUGUUUUUUUACAGUGGGAUUUUUUGCACGGAUGUAACCACACCUAUGUAGUGGCACCAGUGCAAACCUCAUGGGUAGACACCACAUUGUUGUAAAAAGUGAGUUUCACCCACUGUAGUUUAUUUUGCAUAACUGAGGCACCUCAAAUUAGUAAACAUUAUUGCAAAGAUUGGCCAUAAUCUUUCUGUGCCUUAGUUCCCCAUUUGUAAAAUGGGGACAAUAGUACCAUCUCCCAGAGAAGUUGAAGAUAAAUUCAUUAAUGUUUGUAAGGCACCGAAUACCUUGAUGACAAGCACCAUGGAAAAUCCUAUGAGGAAAUGAAUAUUUUUGUAUUCAGUGCAGGGAUUAAAUGGUGUACAAUAAAUUAGGCACGAGGCCUCACCUUGACUUAUGAGGUAGAAAAGAAUUAUUGAAGAGUUGCUGAUUUGACGAGCAACCUUUACUCACUCAUCUCCUAACUUUUAAGUGCUUGACUUCAGAACUUUAAUAAUAUGCUGUUAAUGUAGUAUUUUAUGCAAUUUAUAAAUAUAUUAAAAUAUA
Messenger RNA from Mauremys mutica (yellowpond turtle), 5297 nucleotides. Its product is annotated as toll-like receptor 2 type-2. Gene Ontology annotation, molecular function: transmembrane signaling receptor activity; triacyl lipopeptide binding; protein binding. Bases 1346 to 3781 code for a protein of 811 amino acids. The record is from RefSeq and is a predicted model, not a curated record. Gene Ontology annotation, cellular component: membrane. NCBI's taxonomy places the organism in Eukaryota, Metazoa, Chordata, Testudines, Geoemydidae. Gene Ontology annotation, biological process: toll-like receptor signaling pathway; immune response; inflammatory response. The transcript is spliced from 2 exons.